Messenger RNA from Fundulus heteroclitus (mummichog), 1929 nucleotides. Its product is annotated as perforin-1. The coding region runs from base 12 to 1622 and encodes 536 amino acids. Lineage: Eukaryota; Metazoa; Chordata; Actinopteri; Cyprinodontiformes; Fundulidae. The transcript has 3 exons. The record is from RefSeq and is a predicted model, not a curated record.
UAAAGACAGACAUGUCAGCCUCUCAGUCGGUGCUGUUUGCAGCCUGGCUGCUUUUGCUGCCUGCCUCCCACUCGGCUCCCACUGAGCUCUCCUGCACCUCAGCCCAAGCUGACCGGUGCAAAGCUGCAGAAAGCGCCCCUGGGUCCAUGCUAGCAGGACAAGGCUUUGAUGUGGUCACCCUGCAGAUCAAGCCGGCCUACGUCAUCGAUAUGAACACCUGGCAGAGGCCAAACGGCUCCUGUACUCUGUGCCAAAACACCCUCAUGAAGAAGCAGUGGCAGAGGCUUCCCGCCGCUGUGGAAAACUGGAGGUGUCUGAAAGGAAACAGCACAUUAUCUGCCAGCCUGUAUGGAUCCAGUAAAGCCUUCAUCCUGGACAGCCUCACAGAUGUGGGGCCCAGCUGGAAGCAAGGCUUAGAUCUAAACGACAGCACACUGAUAGUGGGGGGGACGCAGUCGGAGGCCGCCCGGACCGUCACUGAUCGCUCCAACCAGGAUAAGUUCAGCUUUGUUAAACAAGAGCUGUGGAGAUCCUAUUACAGUUACAGCGUGAGAAAAAACCCUCCGCUCAGCCCAAAGUUUGCCCAGUCCAUCAUGAGCCUCCCAGCGCAGUACAACGACACGACCCAGGUGAAGUACAUGAAUUUCCUGGCCACAUUUGGCACUCACUCCAUGCACAAAGUUGUUCUGGGUGGAAGAGUGAAGAGCGUCACCUCUGUGAAAACCUGCAAAGCAACGUUAGAGGGCUUUACUGAAAUGGAGGUGAGAAACUGUCUGAACGUCGAGGCGGCUGCAGCGGCGGGUGUGAAAAGCCCUGAAAUAAAACCCCAAAGGGUUUACUGCAGGAAGGCCACCAAGCAGCACCCAAACCUGAAAAGUUUUAGCAGGAAGUUCAAUGUGAGAUUCACUCAAGUGGUGGGGGGCAGCUCUGGUAACAAAACCAACCCACUCUUCUCUGUAAAGGACUUUGGAAAAUGGAAGAAAGGUUUGACGAGGAAACCCGGCAUCGUCGACUAUAGCCUGAUCCCUCUCUACCAGCUGGUUAAAGAUCCAUCGAGGAGAAGCGGACUGAAACUGGCGAGUGAAGACUACAUCCAGAAAAACGCUCUGAAGAAACAGUGCUCUAACAACUGCGUCCAAGGCUCCACCCCCAGCUCCCACGAUCCGUGCACAUGUGCCUGCCGCCCCACCAGCCACGUCGGCAGCAACUGCUGCCCACUGCAGCGAAGCCUGGCCCACCUCACCGUCACGGUCAAGUCUGCCAGCGGCCUGUGGGGCGACGUGCUCACCAAGACCGACGCCUUCGUGAAGGUUUUCGCCGGCAACCAGACGUUCCAGACCUCCGUUAUCUACAACAACGACGACCCGCAGUGGGACGAGGAGUUCUACCUGGGAACGGUGGAGCUGCUGCAGAUGGUGGAGGUGAAGUUCGAGGUGUGGGACGAAGACGAUCAGUGGUUCGACCGACAGGACGACCUCUUAGGGUCCUGCGCCGCCUCGGUCAAGGCGGGCUCGGUGACCUCUGUGUGUCCGAUGAACCACGGCAACUUCUACUUCUCCUAUACAGCCGAGUGUGCGCCGGGGCUGAGAGGAACCACAUGUUCCGAGUACAGCCACCUGUAAGGACUGCAGCCAGGCAACGAAGGUUGUAAUUGCCUGUGCAAAUUCUCUGUUAUCGCCACAGUAAACAGGCUUAAAUCGGAGGCAACCGGACUUUCGCUUAGUUCUUUCUAAAAACGUUUCGACACCUAUCCAGGAGUCUUUGUCAGUCCUUGUUUUAAAGGUGGGGUUCAGUUAGAAGGUAAUAAGCAGUAAAUAACUCUCUUGGUGUCUUUAUUUAGUAUUAAUCAAGAUCAGUUGUUCUGUUAAAGCUAACAGCGAAUCAAUCUCUUAAAGCAAUUCCGAUAUAAAUUUCCUGCCGAUUGAGAGA